AUGGAACAGCCCUUCUCCACCUCCAAGGUUACCGUCGAAUACUUCGAUCCUCAUGGCGUCUAUAAGCUGCUCGCCCCGGGGCUGAUACCCAGACUGCCCCUUCGCAACCUACACUGGCAAUCGCAUGCCGGACCACUUCGAUCGAUCGAUACAUUACACAUUGAGCUUGCGCCCGAGGGCUCUGUCGACCCCAAGCCGAUUCUUUCUCCAGACCCCUUCUUUCCGAGUCUCCAGCGCCCCGAGACCUCAACAGGCGCUCCAGAAGGAGGUGAUGGAUUCCAGACUCAAAUCGGUGCAAAUGCGCCAGACUCCACGUCAAAGCCAGCCGCUCAUCCCAACAGCACACCCGCGCGCCGCCAUCAAAUUCCAGGCUUAAGAAGAACACCUUACCUCAAGGUGCUGCUGGUGCGCUGCGACGAUAGCGACUCCUACAAGUCAAGUGUCCGUCAGGAGAUACGCGACUGGGUCAAGACGCAUACUCCUUCAAGCGGCGCGAAGAAAACCAAUGCCGAGAACCACGAUGCUUUCGAGUGGCUAAUCCUGCACGUUGUGGUGCCCAAUACGGCGGCGGCGGCGCAGCCAAGAGUUACUGGCAAGUCCGAGGCAGCAGCUACGACGGCCGCGUCACGAUGGCGUCCAGGAUCUAGUACUCUGCUGGAGAAGCUCAGGGCAGACUUCAACUCGAGCAGCAAGGGAGCGACAGACCGGAUCGCGCAAAUUCGGAUUGGCGUUAACGACGUGCCAUAUGAUAUCCUGCCGCGGAUUACCAAUGCAGUGCCAAGCAGCUACAAGGAAACGGCGGAAGAGAGUGAAGCCGUUUGGAAUGACCUCAUUUCAAAGAUUCGCGAUCUCAUUUUGAGUAGUUUCGACAUGAGAGUCAGCCAGUAUGAAGAAGAUAUCAAAGAAAGGGACCAACAACGAAGUCUACCUGGAUGGAACUUUUGCACCUUCUUCAUUCUGAAAGAGGGUCUGGCCAGAGGCUUCGAGAGUGUAGGGCUUGUCGAGGAUGCUCUGGUCGGUUAUGACGAGUUGGGCGUGGGCCUUGAUAUGGCUAUCAAGGAGCAAGCUACCGGAGAGUCAGGGGCAACUGCUAAUGCACUCUUGAACUAUACUCCAGAGCUCAAAGAGGCCGUACAAAAGGCGCUUGUUGACAUUGACAAGGAAAACGACGAUGACGAGAUUGUGGACAUGCAAGCGCCAGAGUCUGCUCCACGAGAAGCCAAGACGACCUUUGACGAGAUUCCGAUCAGUGCGACCAAGAAACCGUACCGAGAUUUGAUUUUAGAAAACAAGGUCUCGGUUUUCGACUUUAGAUGCUACAUCUUUGCUCGGCAGAUUGCACUAUUACAACGACUUGGCAACGUGUGGUCGAGCCGGGAGGAAUUAUUGGCAAAGUUGAGAGAACAGCAAGAGUCGAUUAUUCAUGGAGUUGCGCCGAGGGUGCCUCCACCAAAGCAAGCUGAGAACGAUCAAGAAGAUCUCUCCAUGUUGGCAGAAAUUUGUAGGCGGACGUUGGAGUUCAUCCCCUCUGUAUCUCUGGUCUUGCGGAGUGAUCUACAAGCAGCGUUUGCAACCAAGAAGGAGGGCGAGAAAUCAAAGUCUGCGCCCUCCGAGUCAGCACUUGCCGAGAUUGCAGACAACCUUGUGGCCUCAUUUGCCUUCUCGAUUGCACAGCAGGUUCUGGCACAAACAUCUACCAAGGCUUUGCCUAUACCUCCAUCUACCGUGGCGCCAUCGGAUGGCCACGAACCAAAAGCAGCCAUACCCGAGCCCAAAACGAUGAUGCACCCAGCCAGGAGCUCGUCGUUGCGCACAGGACCUCCCGGUGCACGCUCACCCAGUCCCAACGCCUUUCCCGGUCCAGGACAAAAUUCAGCGGUAACAGAGCAUCAGGCUGCAAAGGCCAAAGCUUUCCUUAGAGCCGGCUUGGAAGAUCUCGCUGCUCGGAGGGCCGAACUAUACACACUGUCUCGGAAUAUUCUCGAGGAAUCCGGAAAGAAGAGAGGUUGGAGUGACGGCUGGGCCCACGUCCCCGUCGUUGGCGAGUCCUCUAUGGUGGACUUGGUUGAGAUCAGUUUGGAUGACAACACGCCAUCCCCGGAAGAUGGUGCAACACUGGCAAGAAAAAUUGUCUCCAUCGCUGGUAUUAAUAGCAAUCUUUUGCGUGCGGCUCUCAGCAACAACGACGACUUCUAUCGGCUUUAUGAGACUUUGACGGACAAGGCUUUACGCCACUAUACCGUGGCCAACCACACACAUUCGGUGCAAGCCUGCAUGGCUGAUCUCGCCGUCCUGAAAUAUCACAAAGAGGACUAUGCCACCGCUGCGUCUUACUUUUGGAGGACGACACCAUUCUUUGGAGAGAGUGGCUGGAGUCUUUUGGAGCUUUCGAUGCUCGUCAUGUACUCAAAAUGCUUGAGAGAACUCGACAGAAAGGAUGAUUUUGUCAAGGUCAUGCUGAAGCUGUUAUCAAAGGCUGCAGCGGCCGAAAGCGAACGUCAAAAACAGAAGCGCGCGUUCCGCAUAGGAGAAAAGAAGGAGCCUGUCAAGUAUCCCGACAAUGACGCUAUCAAGGGUUUCCUGAACGAUUUGCUGUCGGAAACGAAACUGCUCUCAAGUGAAAUCAGAGCACCUCUAUCAAAUUUCUUCUCCAGUAUCGAAGUCGAUAAAACUCCAGAAUACCACGAUGGAAGAGACGGAUUCUCGAUUUUCCUGAAGCUAAGCAGUCUUUUGGUGGAUGAAUUCACUGUGCAAAAGGCUAGUGCGCGAAUGGUGGGACAGACUCCUGGUGCGCAAAAGGAGGUGCAACUCGAAUUGUCCGAGGCUACAACGAUCAAGCCGGGCUUGAGUAGGCUCAAGCUUGACAGCACUGUUAAUGUUCCAGGCGGCUAUGCUAUUGAUAGAAUCGAAUUGGUAGCCAGCAAUCUUUGCCUCAACCUCGAGCGUGAUGCUAGCCGAGCUCAGGACGCACUGGAUGAUGUCUUGAGGUCUUCUUACAUCACCAUCUACCAACGCGCAGACACACUCGAUGUCCGGUUGGUCCCUUCGAACCGGAUACAACUGGACAAGAACAAUACAGUCGAUGUCGAGCUUGAUUCUGGGUGGAACGAGCUCAGUAGUGCCCAAGUCAAAGUCAAGGCCGCAACGGCUGGGUUGCGCCUCCUCUCAUCGGAAGCCAAGGUCGUGGAUGCUGAAACCCUGGGACUGGACUUUUCAAAACCACCUGAAGCAGGCUUAUUCAGCUUCGGUCAGAUCAAGCAAGGGACUCUGGUCAAAGUCCGGUUCCCUUUUACUGUGGAAAAUGAUGUUUCCCACGUCUCGGUAAAGAUCGAGGUUUCUUACAACACUGAGCAUGGAACAUUUAUCUUCUCGAAAUCCCCAAGCAUCCCGAUAUCACUCGCGCUGGGUGUAAAUGUGCAAGAUAUUUUCAAGCACAAGGCACUCAUGUCCCGCUUCACAGUUUCAACGUCCAGCUCAAGUCCGCUGCGUCUAUUCAGCAGUGAGUUGGUAGGAUCGGAAGUGUUUGAGGCCAAGUCUGGCUUGCCCCCGAGCGACCCGGUUGUCAUCUUCCCCAGACAGCCUGCAAGCUUGCUAUACAAGAUUUCUCGUAAAAACGUGAAAGUCACAGCCAAGAGUAGCAAGACGAUGUACCUCAAGCUUGAGUACGGCAUAAUUAAGGAUGACAUUGCCGAAACCAUCAAGAAUUCGAUCACCACUGCUCUAAAGGACAACACAUUGCAGCCGUUUGGGCGUCUUCUGUUUUCGACAGUCCUUCCGCACGUGGAGCGGGAGCUGUCGGCACUGGAUUUGGAGCGAGCCGCACUACUUGGGCACAUGCCCACAGACUUUCUUUCUUCUAUUGAAUGGAUACCUCAACUCAGAGGUUUAGGACUGGACCAAAACGGCCAAGAUUUGGCGAUUUCACUGAACGGCUUCCUCAUGUCGUGGCUGUCUGAUCAUCCAACACUUGCCCUACAAACAACGCCGGCCGAGGUUGGGUUGAAAUCGAUCCUUAUCCCAGUGGAUGUUCCAAGUAUGGUCAUUGUGCACACUGCCGAUAUUCGAUUGAAUCCUGAGGGAUCAUCACUGAUGCCCAGCUCCUCUACCACUAUUGGUGAUUUGCCUAUCCUGACCACCAAUCAGCUUGCCCCUGCUACACUGCAUCUCAGAUGGACUCGACUCUGGGACACUGCUACCCCGGUCAACGAAAUGUCAGAUAUGGAGUUCUCAUACGAGGUCACUGCUCCUGCUGAGACCUGGCUGAUUGGUGGACGAAGGAAAGGCCAUUUCGUCAUUCCCGCUCCGUCUGCAGCUCCUGAGGAUCUUAGCAGCACGGCUGAAACAGAAGCAGACAUACCUCUUCUUCUGAUUCCUCAAAGAGAGGGCUAUCUGCCAUUUCCCAAUGUCGACAUUCGGGAGGUCAGACCAUUUGGCCCCAUGGACCCAGUUUCUGGAAACAGUAGUGGAGGUGUCACCCCUGUAGACGGUGACACUGGACUAUGCGAAACAGACUUGAGGAAUUUGGGUGAAGCGAUCAGAGUCAUUGCUGAUCGAGAACAAGUCACUCUGAGUCUAGACGCUAGCGGGCCAGGCGGCGGACCGCUUGUUCUUGGUGUCCAAGCCAGAGGUGAGGCUGGACGAGUCGGCGUCUAA
Molecule: messenger RNA, 4653 nt
Organism: Pestalotiopsis fici W106-1
Lineage: Eukaryota; Fungi; Ascomycota; Sordariomycetes; Amphisphaeriales; Sporocadaceae
Exons: 3
Coding region: 1-4653 (1550 amino acids)
Biological process (GO): early endosome to Golgi transport; intra-Golgi vesicle-mediated transport
Cellular component (GO): TRAPPII protein complex
Source: RefSeq, a predicted model, not a curated record